This is a messenger RNA of Mesocricetus auratus (golden hamster), 573 nucleotides long. RefSeq names its product S100 calcium binding protein A5 (gene S100a5). Bases 167 to 448 code for a protein of 93 amino acids. Gene Ontology annotation, molecular function: transition metal ion binding; calcium ion binding. NCBI's taxonomy places the organism in Eukaryota, Metazoa, Chordata, Mammalia, Rodentia, Cricetidae. The record is from RefSeq and is a predicted model, not a curated record. The transcript has 3 exons. Gene Ontology annotation, cellular component: nucleus; cytoplasm.
GAGAAAAAUGCUGACCCCCAUCUGUUGAAGCAGUUCUUCGGAAGAGGCUGUCCCAUACCCUCUUUGUUCCCGGGCCUCUCUGUCAGCACCUCUUGAUCAGGGAAGCCCACAGCCUCCUUUGGGGGCUGGACACUCACUGAUUUGGCUGCUCCGAGUGCACGUCGGGAUGGAGACUCCUCUUGAGAAGGCCCUGACAACCAUGGUCACCACCUUCCAUAAAUAUUCCGGGAGAGAGGGUAGCAAGCUGACCCUGAGCAGAAAAGAACUGAAGGAGUUGAUCAAGGCAGAAUUGAGUCUUGCAGAGAAGAUGAAGGACAGCAGCAUCGACAACUUGAUGAAGAGCCUGGACAAGAACAGCGACCAGGAGAUUGACUUCAAGGAGUACUCCGUGUUCCUGACCACGCUGUGCAUGGCCUACAAUGACUUCUUCCUAGAGGACAACAAAUAACCAGGGUCCUCUCUGCCCACACCUGCAGCUCCUUGCCCUGCCCUCUGCAGCCUCUUACACCCCUAGCCCUUCUCUUUCUCACAGAUGGAUUCUUCCAGUAGAGGAAUAAAGCCUUUCCCCCCCUC